Molecule: messenger RNA, 2407 nt
Organism: Seminavis robusta
Lineage: Eukaryota; Bacillariophyta; Bacillariophyceae; Naviculales; Naviculaceae
Source: the annotation of a GenBank genome assembly
ACGCAACCUUCACGCUGAAACCAGACAAGAAAGGUUCAUCCUCGACGAUCGAAUUAGGGGACGCUGAAUGUAACCCUUUCUUGAACGCAUCAGCAAGACUAGCAAGACAAAAUCCUCACCACCAAAGUUGCUCGGUCAGAAACGAAACCAUCGGACGAAAGAAAUGACGAGUUUCAGAGAGGCAAGUACGCUUGGUGAUGCGAAGAAACAAUUCCAAUGUUGGCUGGGGUUGGUCGCUUGUUUCUUCUCUGCUCUUGGAAGUUCGGCUAUUCUGGUGCAACAACAUCUGGAGAGCAAAGAACAACAGGAGAAAUGGCUGGAUCAUACCGUGGCCAUCACCUUUUUCCUCCUUUAUUUUCGGGUUUUGAUGCAUCAUGCCACUCUGGGUCUUCUCAAAAAACACAGUGCAACUUACAAGGACCUUCCUAGCCAAGUACAAGAUGACAGUGCCUUUUCCAUUGUGGACAACCUCACGUUUCUCAUGUGGGCUCCAUUGGUUGCAUACUGGGUCAUCCGCGCCAUCAAACUUGACACCAAUGAUUUCAUUUAUUGUUGCCUUCCUUCCCUUAGAGCAUCGAUGCCAUACUAUGUCACUGACAGGAUCCUGCACAUUUGGGUCAAUCCAAGAAGACAGCGACUGAUCCACCAUUUUGCACUCCUGAUUGCUGUCCUCUGCUUUACAGAAUGGAACCCCUCUGUUCAGACUCUUGCCAUUGGCCUUUAUGGCAGUAUUUUUGAUGUCUACCACAAAUGUGUGCUUGCCUGGCAAACGGUUUGCCGUUUCACCCGACAUCAUGCCAGGAGCAAUCCAGAAUGGAAGACCGGCAAUCUAGAAAGUGAUGAACGACAAGGUAUUGAUAGUCUUCUCAUUGGCAAGAGCCCAAGGCUGAUGGCCUUCUAUGGGAAGCUUUGUGCUCUAUAUAGCUAUGUGUUUGGUAUCAUUGUGCCUGUUGGUAUGCUCAUUUUCUACGUUGUGCGGCAUUGGAAUGAUAUUCCCCUCAUCAACAAGAUUGUCCAACCCCUGGUUCCAAUCUUCUUCACUGCUGUUGAUGUGCCUCUCUACAAAGCAUGUUGGAAGACCAUGCAUCAGUCAUAUUGGGAACAAGACUUUGGGAAAGAUACCAGAGUGCAGAAACAAGAAACGGGUGGCAAUCCUAGCGAUGGCCAAGUUGAAACAAAGAAGGAUGCGACCAAAGAAAGUGGCUGCGUCCCGGAGGAUUUGACUCCAACGGUUCCUUGCUUUUUUAUGGAUUCUUCCCGAGACUGCAGUGUCUGGGGCGAUUCUGAGCCCACCAAGGACUUGGGUUGAGGAGGCGCAAGAGUUCAUUUGAAGCUUUCUUAUGCACUGUUCGCCCUUUGUCCAUGUGAACUCAAGUCUGACGUCUUUGGAUUGCGGAAACGUUGUUGAAUGACUUGAAUACCUGUAGCAAUCUCUCUGUCGUCAUAUCGUUACCACUUACUUGGGAGGUUUUAUUCAUUUUCCCGUCCUAGGCGGUGCAUAAUAUAGUCUUCCUAUAGACUGCAGCUCGGGUCUCCGGUCUCUUGUCCCAAUGCUGUUGGAGAUUUGAAUGUUUGAAUUCAAUCCGUGAGCAAUCUUAACCCCAGGGGCAUAUUUGGUGGCACAUUGUAGUACUCAAAUUACAGCUCUGCCGCUUGUUGGAAUUUUCCAACGCCGGCCCCUCCAAUGGUGCAGGUAGCCCCGGUAAAACAAUUUUGCUCAACCCCAAAUCUACCCCAUCUACCCUUACCAUAUGGACCAGCCACCGAAGCACAAACCUUCCACGGUGACCCUCUCGCUCUUGCCCUAUUCAGUGUAAAGAGACGACAGCCAAUGGUGGCUCGUUUCCUGUUCUUUUGAAAACGCGCAGAUAGCCAGUGUUUUUUUCCGCCCCUACCUUUCCACAAACGGGCGGGUGGGUGGAACGUCGUCGUCGACUCGAUCGGGCAUCACCCUGCGUUUUGUAUGUAGAAUCCCGAUUUCUUUGCCUGUCGUCGGUCUCCAGUCUUCUAAACCUACCGUAUCUAGCUAGGAAGUAAACUAACUUUGGAAAGAUGGAUUCUUUCUAUGAAGAAUACUGUAGAGCAAUCUACUGUACAGGAGCUGCAGAUUCAGGUGGGCAGACAGGAACCAUCUUGUUAUCCCCAAUCCAAUAUACCAACAUUGACCCCUUGCCUUUUACAUUGAUUCUACCCCGCCGCACGAUGCCGAGGUCCCAGUUCUGGUCUUGAAGGACAUCAGCUGAAGCCUUGGAGCAAAGUAUUUUGUUCUUUUCACUGUUGGACUCCAUGCGGGAUGCUUCAAAAAGAGAUUGACCAGAAGUGAGUGCUGGCAGAACCAUUAAUCACCAGUGACACCAACAGAACUCACCUGUAUUCACUGUGUCUCCAAACAGGCAAUACCUAAUGA